UGCCAGUCGCUUCUCAGCAUUCUUCGCCUCUGGUUCGAAAUUCUCAGGCCGUUCAGAAAAGAAAAGCAUAAAGACCCUACCGAAUAAAGACCGUGGAACAGGGGAAGCGGGGGGCCAGCGCACAGAAGACGGAAAAACAGAAAAUAACAAAAAUCCAUUUCUAUAUACCCAGCAUCGACAUCGAGAAUCCACGUCGAGAUCGAGAUCGAGAUGUGUAAAUGAACGCAGUUCCUGCUCGUAGACCGGUCGUCCGUAGUAGUAGCAUCGUUGUGUUCCACAGUUCCAAAGUUCAGUGAGUGGGCAAAAGAGGAAUCCGAGGGUGGAGUCUCCAAAUCCGAAACCAAAACCAAAUCUUAAAUACGAAUCCUGCGCGGAGGAGGAAGAAUCGAUCCAAGAUUUGUUGUAAUGGUGCACAGGCGCUGGAUUUUCUGUGAGAGCGGCGAGGAUCCAAACUUCAGGAAGGAGCACUACGAGUAUACCCAAAGCCAGCACCGAUAAUUCCAAUCCAAGCGAAAUUCCCCCAAAUAAGUCCA
Molecule: messenger RNA, 533 nt
Organism: Drosophila mauritiana
Lineage: Eukaryota; Metazoa; Arthropoda; Insecta; Diptera; Drosophilidae
Exons: 1
Coding region: 406-498 (30 amino acids)
Source: RefSeq, a predicted model, not a curated record